Molecule: messenger RNA, 2079 nt
Organism: Jaculus jaculus (lesser Egyptian jerboa)
Lineage: Eukaryota; Metazoa; Chordata; Mammalia; Rodentia; Dipodidae
Gene: Ddx41
Product: DEAD-box helicase 41
Exons: 17
Coding region: 19-1887 (622 amino acids)
Biological process (GO): mRNA splicing, via spliceosome
Cellular component (GO): spliceosomal complex
Molecular function (GO): RNA helicase activity; RNA binding; ATP binding
Source: RefSeq, a predicted model, not a curated record
GCAUGCGUAUCCCAAAGGAUGGAGGACUCGGAACCUGAGCGGAAGAGGGCUCGGACCGAGGAGGCGACUGCGGGAGGGAGCCGCUCGGAGGAAGAGGAUGAUGAAGACGAAGACUACGUGCCUUAUGUGCCAUUGCGGCAGCGCCGGCAGCUGCUGCUCCAGAAGCUGCUGCAGCGAAGACGCAAGGGAGCAGCGGAGGAAGAGCAGCAGGACAGCGGCAGCGAGCCCCGAGGAGAUGAGGACGACAUCCCGCUGGGCCCUCAGUCCAACGUCAGCCUCCUGGAUCAGCACCAGCACCUCAAAGAGAAGGCCGAGGCUCGCAAGGAGUCAGCUAAGGAAAAGCAACUGAAGGAAGAAGAGAAGAUUUUGGAGAGUGUGGCUGAGGGCCGAGCCUUGAUGUCAGUGAAGGAGAUGGCCAAAGGCAUCACAUAUGACGAUCCAAUCAAAACCAGUUGGACUCCCCCACGUUAUGUCCUGAGCAUGUCUGAGGAGCGGCACGAGCGUGUGCGGAAGAAGUACCACAUCCUGGUAGAAGGAGAUGGGAUUCCACCACCCAUCAAGAGCUUCAAGGAAAUGAAGUUUCCUGCAGCCAUCCUUCGAGGACUGAAAAAGAAAGGCAUCCUUCACCCAACCCCCAUUCAGAUCCAGGGCAUCCCCACCAUUCUGUCUGGUCGGGACAUGAUCGGCAUUGCCUUCACGGGAUCAGGCAAAACACUGGUGUUCACACUGCCCGUCAUCAUGUUCUGCCUGGAACAGGAGAAGCGGUUACCUUUCUCCAAGCGUGAGGGACCCUACGGACUCAUCAUCUGCCCUUCGCGGGAGCUGGCUCGACAGACUCAUGGCAUCCUGGAGUAUUACUGCCGUCUGCUCCAGGAGGACAGCUCACCCCUCCUGCGCUGCGCUCUCUGCAUUGGGGGCAUGUCCGUCAAAGAGCAGAUGGAGACCAUACGACAUGGGGUGCACAUGAUGGUGGCCACCCCUGGGCGCCUUAUGGAUUUGCUACAGAAGAAAAUGGUCAGCUUAGACAUCUGUCGUUACCUGGCUCUGGACGAGGCCGACCGCAUGAUUGACAUGGGUUUUGAGGGUGACAUCCGCACUAUCUUCUCCUACUUCAAGGGCCAGCGGCAAACUCUGCUCUUCAGUGCCACUAUGCCAAAGAAGAUUCAGAACUUUGCCAAGAGUGCCCUGGUCAAACCUGUCACCAUCAACGUGGGACGUGCUGGAGCUGCCAGCCUAGAUGUCAUUCAGGAGGUGGAAUACGUGAAGGAAGAAGCCAAGAUGGUGUACCUGCUCGAGUGUCUGCAGAAGACACCCCCACCUGUGCUCAUCUUUGCAGAGAAGAAAGCAGAUGUAGAUGCCAUCCACGAAUACCUCCUUCUCAAGGGCGUUGAGGCUGUGGCCAUUCACGGGGGCAAAGACCAAGAGGAACGGACCAAGGCCAUUGAAGCAUUUCGGGAGGGCAAAAAGGAUGUACUGGUGGCCACAGAUGUGGCCUCCAAAGGCCUGGACUUUCCUGCCAUCCAGCAUGUCAUCAAUUAUGACAUGCCUGAGGAAAUCGAGAACUACGUGCACCGAAUUGGCCGCACUGGGCGCUCAGGAAACACGGGCAUUGCUACCACUUUCAUCAACAAGGCCUGUGAUGAGUCCGUGCUCAUGGACCUCAAGGCCUUGCUGCUGGAGGCCAAGCAGAAGGUGCCGCCCGUGCUGCAGGUUCUGCACUGUGGCGAUGAGUCCAUGCUGGACAUCGGAGGAGAGCGAGGCUGCGCAUUCUGUGGAGGUCUGGGACAUCGGAUCACUGACUGCCCCAAACUUGAAGCUAUGCAGACCAAGCAGGUCAGCAACAUUGGCCGAAAAGACUACCUGGCCCACAGCUCCAUGGACUUCUGAGCAGUCUUUCUUCCUCCUCUCUCCAAGUGGCUUCAGUCCCAGGACUCCAGCCAUGCUUACACAGCAGCCCCCAUGACAGGAAACCAGCAUUUUUGGCCCAGCUGGCCUGGGCCACCCUGUUGCUUCCCAGAACUGCUGUUUUUAUUUCCCUCCCCUGAGCUGCCAUUAAAGCUCACCCUGUCUUGGACCAGC